This is a messenger RNA of Chionomys nivalis (European snow vole), 1524 nucleotides long. RefSeq names its product spindle and kinetochore associated complex subunit 2 (gene Ska2). The record is from RefSeq and is a predicted model, not a curated record. Gene Ontology annotation, cellular component: outer kinetochore; spindle microtubule. The transcript is spliced from 4 exons. Gene Ontology annotation, biological process: mitotic cell cycle; cell division; chromosome segregation. The coding region runs from base 75 to 440 and encodes 121 amino acids. Gene Ontology annotation, molecular function: microtubule binding. NCBI's taxonomy places the organism in Eukaryota, Metazoa, Chordata, Mammalia, Rodentia, Cricetidae.
AAUAGAGACCCUCCGUGCUAGCACGACUCGUCGCUUAAGCGCCUCCGCGGUCUCAGGAAUGUCAACUAUUCAACAUGGAGGCGGAGGUCGAUAAGCUGGAACUGAUGUUCCAGAAAGCUGAUUCUGAUUUGGAUUACAUUCAAUAUAGGCUGGAGUAUGAAAUCAAGACUAAUCACCCAGAUUCAGCAGGAGAGAAAAAUCCAGGUGAAAUUUUAAAGGAAUUAUCAGCAAUAAAGUCUCGAUAUCAAGCUUUGUGUGCACGUUUUAAGCCACUUUCUGUUGAGCAAAAAGAGAACAAGAGCCGCAUUUGUGCUACUCUGAGCAAGACAAUGACCAUGGUACAAGAACUACAAAAGCAAACAGACCUGGAGCUGACUCUACUGACUGAAGAGGAGAAAGCUGUGACAGAGCAAUUAAGAUCUCACAUGCCAGACUUAUAAAGACACGGAGUUUUAAAACGGAACUCUAAUGGAAAAAAGAUCCAUUCCAAAGAGAUUCAGCAAGAUGUUGUAUUAAUGCUUGGUCUCAUUAAUUCACCAAGGGGUGGGAGGCUGAUAAAGAAGAUUGAGAUUUUCCUUGAGUGUCAGAAUCAUAUGAGAGGAAAUUGUAAGAACUGUAGAUUAUCUUAUGAAUAAAAGCCAAAAGGUAAGGAGAUUUAAAUGCUGAUGCCCACAGUUAAUUUUGUGGCAUUACAUACAAGUAAUGAAAUCCCCUAAUACUAUUUUUAAUCUGUUUUCUUUUUGUAUGGUUGGGAUAAUUUGAGAUGUUUUGGGAUUUUGUAAAAGAAUAUUCAAGUACAUUUUCAAUCAGUAUGUGAAUGGGAAAAAAUUUUGUAUAUUAUAAUUACUCAGGUGUUGUUUGUUUUUUGAGACAGGCUCUCACCAUGUAGUUCUGGCUAGCCCUGGAGCUCACUAAGGAGUCCAGACUGGCAUGAAUCCUAGAGAUGCCUGCUUCUGCUUCUGAGUACUGGGGUUAAAGGCAUACACCAUCACACUGGGCAUUGUUUCUUUCUCUCUCUCUGAGACAAGGUCUUAUUAUUACAGACUGGCCUCAGAAUUGGUGUUGCCAAGGAUACUCUUUUACGUUACUACCUCCCGGCCUGUAUAAUCUGGCCUACACCCGAGUGUUGGGAUUCCUAGUGUGAAUCACCACAUCUGGUUUAGGUCAUACUAGGGAUCUACCCAGAGCCUUGUGCAUGCCAGGCUAGCACGGUACCAGUCAAGCCACAUCCUCAACCCUGUAAUUUCCAUUUUGAAAAUUCCCACUACAGAUGAUAGCAUAUUUCUGUUGUGUGUCUAUGAUGUCCAGUGUUUCACGAAACCUAACUAAUAUAAUUAGUAGGCUGCUUUGUGAAAACUUUUGUUUUUCCCUUUCUUCCCAUUGCUUGCUAAUAAUAAAUGAGCUGUUUUCAAAUGCUGUUUUAAACUGUUAAUCUAAUAUUGCGAUAAUGUUUACCUUUAGUCUAAUUUUGUAGUUGGUCAUUCUAUAUGACUGGUAAAACACUGAAAUAAUUAAAGACUUAUU